AUGGAUCUGCUAACCGCCCUGGGCAAGUUCGGUAAACCUAAGAACAACUGCCAUGACGCCAUAUGGGCAAGAAGACGCCAAGACCCUGAGCGUAAGUGUAAACCCAUCCUGUACCAGACGAUAUCCACUGACCAAACGAAAGUAUCGCUUCCGCAAGGUCUGACUUGCCUUGAGACGGCGAUGGAUAUACGUCGUGUAAAGAUUGAGCUGGAAGAAACGGUCGAUCACCAGUGUGCAUUCAUCAAGAAGUUCGCUGCAGCCGUUGUCGAGGCUCAUCCCGAAGUCAUAGAGAUGGCAAAGGCCAUCGAUGUCACUCUCGCCCAGCCUGCGCAGCAGGUGGUUCAACCCACCCAGGCGCCUAUACCCGCGCCCGCCCCGGCGAAGAUGACCCCAGAGAAGCCCCCAAAGGAUACAUGUGCCUGCGGGUACUUUUUCCUGGUGACAGAUAGCCAGGAUGCCUGCCGCGACCAUCUCGACGGGUGCGAUGACUUCGCGAAAUGGACGCCCGAGAAGAAGACAAGCCUUCUGGGCAAGCUCGGUUUGACUGGCUACAAGCAGUCGAAGGCGACAAAGCCGAAGGCAGAGUCGAUUACCUGCUGGCACUCCGAGCGUGAAUUCGACAAAGUACACGGGCGAUGGUUCCACGGCUCACAUAUCAAGGUCUGCAAAAGGGGCGCCCCCAGCCUCCAUGAUGUUCCCGGCUCGAGCACACCAGGACCGAAGACUCCCGUCACCACACCUUCCAGACGCGCCCCCGUGAUCGAGCACGGCUGGCAGAAUACCGGGACAGCGAAGAAGGCCGAGACGUCAGUCUUUGUUUCUGGUGGCAUGAGGUUCAGUAAGCAUGCGCAGUCGCAGUAG
This is a messenger RNA of Alternaria incomplexa, 861 nucleotides long. RefSeq lists its product as uncharacterized. The transcript has 2 exons. The coding region runs from base 1 to 861 and encodes 286 amino acids. Lineage: Eukaryota; Fungi; Ascomycota; Dothideomycetes; Pleosporales; Pleosporaceae. The record is from RefSeq and is a predicted model, not a curated record.